GUUGACGCAGAAUGUCAAAGUUCACAGGGUAGACAGAGGUCGUGUUAUGCUUGUAGCCUAAAACUUGUAUUAGCGGCAUCACAGUAAUGUAAUGGCUCUUUUAGGUUUCUUCAUGAGGAGGCAGUUGCCACAGGCUCUGUCACACUUUGUCCGCGCUGUAAGGCUACCUCGGGCCCCGGCCACAGUCUCCGCCUCGUUGCGAAGGCUCCACGGCCCGGUCCGGCUGCGACAGGGCGAGAAGGGACCGUGGAACCGGAGCCGCACUCCCGACCAGCACUAUCAGCUCACCGACCUCGACAAAGCAGAUGCGCUGAUGUUAAGGAAGUCACACGAGACAGGAUUUCUCUCGUGGUUUCGCAACGGGCUUUUGGCUACUGGAAUUGGAGUCAUAGCUUUUGUCCAAAGUGAAGUAGGACGAGAGGCUGGAUAUGCCUUCUUCAUCCUCGGAGGCGUGUGCGUGUCUUUUGGCGGCGCCUCGUAUCUUGGCAGCUUGUUUGCCUUGCGGAGGAUGAUGCUCCUGUCUGUGCCAGCUCUCCUGCUACAGGGUGCAGUAGUGAGCAGUGUGGCCCUCUUCUGGCUGUGUGCAGUAUCGCUGUAUAUCGGGAGACUGGAGGUGGAAAUCAUUCACGAGGACGAUGAGGAGGAGUGCAGGGAGUGUCGGGAGAGACGGGAGCAGAGGGGUUACCGGGACAACCGCAGUCUAGAGACUGAGGACAGUGACAGCAAAGGGCCGGACAAAUAGAGCUGUGCUUUGGAUGCAGUGUGCAUGACUAAUGACUAGAGUAUCUUAAAGUAUGCACGGGCUGACAAUACUGACAUCCCAGUAACAUCUUUCCAAGUCCAACCCACAAAUGGAUAAAAAAAACCAAAAAAACACUGCAAACAAAAUCACCUUAUUGUUCGUCAGGGAAAAAAAAUUAUAAUUUAAAGCAGUUAAUAAAAUACAGUAUUUAUUUAAGAAAUCAAAAUAUUUUACUAUAGUUCUUGUUUUGGGUGAUUUAAAAUUAAGCUUUGCUCCAGUCAGCUGUAAAGCUCUGCAUCCCAUUGAAUUCAGUUGCAGUUUACUACUUUUACCACCAAUUAUAAAGUGUAAAUCUGUCAAAUCCUUGCACAUUCCAGGACCCAUGCCCAGACGUAAGAUCUCAUUAGAUGACACCAGUGAGAAAGAUGUUUGUGAGAUGCCAGUAUGUAUAUCCUGUAUGGUUUGUGGUGUGUGUGUGUGUAUGUAUGUAUGCGGGCCGAGUGUGACAAGCCUAUUUAAAUGGGAUUGUUUGGCUCAGAAGGUCAGACAACCUCUUACAAACAUAUUUUCAAAGCUGCUUAAUUUCAGUGAAUUCUUUUUAAAGCUUUACCUUCUUUUCUCUCACUGAAAACAUGUUUACAGUUUAAGGCACUGUAUGCCCACAUGCUGGUGAGUGGUCGAUGCUUGGCUUAUGAUUUUCUGUUCAAUAUUGUAUAAAUGUGAUGACUACUUGAAGUUUUAUAGAAAAAGGAUGGUAAAAUGCUGAAGUCAUUUGAUCAAUAUAGGCUCAUUAAGGGCUCAUGGACAUUCAUCAGUGAAACAUUUUAUAUUACUUUUGGCAACAACACUUUUUAGUAUUUUUAUUAGAAAAAUAUUUCCUGUUUUGGUUUGAUUAUUCUUCACAUUCUAGAAUUUGAUGCCAUAAAUUCAGAUGGAGGGCAGGGGCAUACAGGAUACAACUCUGUGGGAGAUGAGAAAUAUCCAAAUGAUGAUCCACAAACCUUAUUAUUUGCUGGAGAUUGGGUCCACAAAUGGACCAUAUUAAUUUUAUGGCUUAAAGUUCUUGCUGCCAGUAAUAACGGAUUUGGUGUUGAAAAAUGGUCCCACUUUCUAAAGCCUUUGUGAAAAAAUUAUUUUGUUUAAUAAUGCAAAAAGAGAACUCAUUGAACUUUGUGCCACUUUUUCAUGUGGAUAAUUAAAGAAAUAUCAACCAUGAACCAGGUCAACAAAUCUGCAAUUGGACUGUUAAAUAGCAAAUUCCAUCACAGAAUUCUGACCUGUCUUCCAACUAAAUAAAUAGGCAUUAUAGAAGUUGGUGAUGUGAUGAGUGCAGGACUUUUGUUAUGUAUAUUCACAAUUGUUCUGCAUUCUUCUUGUAUAUAAUAAAAUGAAUUCCUGAAAA
This is a messenger RNA of Boleophthalmus pectinirostris (great blue-spotted mudskipper), 2144 nucleotides long. RefSeq names its product transmembrane protein 160 (gene tmem160). The transcript has 4 exons. NCBI's taxonomy places the organism in Eukaryota, Metazoa, Chordata, Actinopteri, Gobiiformes, Gobiidae. Bases 92 to 742 code for a protein of 216 amino acids. The record is from RefSeq and is a predicted model, not a curated record.